AUGUCUGGUGAUUGUCAUAAACUUCAUGUUGGAAUUAUUGGUUGUGGUUGCAGUGGUUUAGUAACAUGCAAAGAAUUACUGGAUGAAGGCCAUACAAGUACAAUAUUUGAAAAAUCCAAUUGUCUUGGUGGUUUAUAUACAGAAGCAUAUCAAGAGGGUGUAUUUGUAUCAAGUCAUUUAAUUACAAUGUUUGGUGAUUUUGUUGGUAAAAAUGCUGAUAUUCUAGAACAUCCUAGAAUGUUAACAUUUAGUGAAUAUGUAGAAUAUUUAAAUGACUAUGCUGAACAUUUUCAUUUGAAUAAAUAUAUAAAGUUUCAAACAGAAGUUAAAUCUGUCUGGAAAGAUAAUUCGAUAAAUAAAUGGAAAAUAUGUGUAUCAGAAAACGAAGAUGAAAUUUAUAUAUUUGAUCGUAUUGCAAUAUGUUCUGGUGUAUAUAAAACGAAAAAUUUGCCAAUAUUCAAAAAUCAAGAAUUAUUUCAAGGUAAGAUAAAACAUUUGAAAGAUAUCCGAUUAUAUGAAGAAUUUUCAAAUAAAUAUACUUGUAUUGUUGGCAGUGGCGAAUCGGCCAGUGAUAUGAUACUGAGUGCGGCUAAAUAUGGUAAGAAAGCAUAUUUAUCGAUAAGAAAUGAUCAUGGUUUUCUUAUACCACGGUAUAUUCAUGGUACUGAAUAUGGACCAGCUGAUUUAGAUGCAUCGCGUGCUCAUCAUUCAAUACCACGUGCAUGGGGUGUUUUACAUACAUAUAUUGAUUUGCUAAAUAGUUUAUUUAAAUUAUAUAUAAGAUGUUUAAUAUAUCAAAAUGGUAGAUUAACUGAACAAGAUCAAAUAAGAAGAACUGGAAUUUAUAUGAAUUUAAAACAAGUUCAUACAAGUAAUAUAUGGACAACAUUUGGUACAAAAAAUUCAAAUUUAGUCGAAGCAUUAGUCACAUAUAAACACAAAUGUCAACGAAAACCUGGGAUACGUGAAUUAACAACAAAUUCAAUUAUAUUUGAUGAUGAUACAGAAGAAUAUGUUGAUGAAAUUGUUUGUUGUACAGGAUUUAAGAAUUCCUUUAAAUUUUUAGAAGAAAGUUAUGAUUCUAAUUUAAAACGUAUCGCAAAAGAAGCAACAGUAGCACAUAAUUUAUAUAAACAUUGUAUUCAUCCAGAUAUUGGUGAUGAAUUGAUUUGGAUUGGAUUUGCUCGACCAUCAUUGGGUGCUGUACCACCAGUAAUAGAACUUCAAGCACGUUGGUUUGCAUUAUUAUGUUCAAACAAAUGUAAAUUACCA
This is a messenger RNA of Didymodactylos carnosus, 1272 nucleotides long. The record is from the annotation of a GenBank genome assembly. NCBI's taxonomy places the organism in Eukaryota, Metazoa, Rotifera, Eurotatoria, Philodinida, Philodinidae.